AUGAAGAGUAUUGAAGCGGUGGGGUUCGAUAUGGACUACACGCUGGCACAGUACCGGCCGGAUACGUUCGAGUCGCUGGCGUAUAGGGAGACGGUUAAGAAGCUCGUGUACAGCCUUAAGUACCCAGAUGAGCUGCUGCUGUGGAACUUUGACUGGCGCUACAUGGUGCGAGGACUUGUCCUGGACAAGAAGCGAGGCAACAUUCUCAAGAUGGACCGGCACAAGUAUGUGAAGGUGGCCUAUCACGGCUUCCAGGCGCUCUCCCGGGAGGAGCGCCGCGCCACAUACACAGACACGCCGCUGCGGGAGUCCUUUGACGAGCCCGACUUUGCCCUCAUCGACACUCUCUUCUCGCUCGCAGAGGCGUACAUGUUUGCGCAGCUUGUGGAGUUCAAGGACGCUUUCCCUGACCGGAUUCCGUCGACCAGCUAUGCUGCUAUGUACCGGGACGUGCGGGCAGCAGUGGACCUGUGCCACAGAGACGGGACGCUCAAGAACGCAGUUGCCAAUGACCCCGCCAGGUACAUCACAAGGGACGACGAGCUGGUGGACAUGCUGCAGAUGCUGCGGGACUCGGGCCGAAAGACAUUCCUCGUCACCAACAGUCUCUGGGACUACACGCACGUGGUGAUGAACUACCUGGUGGGCAACUGUGGCACACGGCACGGCAAGCCUCGGGAUUACUCCUGGCUCUCGCUCUUCGACCUUGUCAUCACGGGCAGUGCGAAGCCGGGGUUCUUCCUGAACACGCACCGGGCGCAGAUAUAUGAGGUGGACAUUCGCUCAGGCAUGCUGUUCAACACUGAUAACGGCAGUCCCAUGGCCCAGGUGGGCGGUAUGGGAGACGCCAUAGCUGUGGCACAGCGUGCGGAGCAGUCACAGCCGUGCAGAGUGUUCCAAGGGGGCAGUGUGGCGCACCUACACGGCAUGCUUGACAUUGCUGCUGGCGCACAGGUGCUCUAUGUCGGUGACCAUAUCUUUGGCGACAUCCUCCGAUCCAAAAAGUCCCUCGGAUGGCGCACCAUGCUAGUGGUCCCUGAGCUUGUGCGAGAGAUUCAUGUGCUCAAGGCCACUCUCGACCUUCGCCAGGCGUUUCAUGACCUGCGGCAUCAGAUCGACUCUCUGGAUGAUGCCAUGCAACGACUCAGCUGGGCCAUCAGGUUUGAGAAGAUGGACGAGGAGAAGAGGCAGCAAGUAGAGCAGGAAGUGUUGUCUCUGCAGGCUCAAAGGGAGGCAGCAGGGGUGCAGCGGCGGGAAACCAUGCAGAGAUGGCACCAACAAUUCCACCCAGUGUGGGGCCAGUUGAUGAAGACUGGUUAUCAGAACUCCCGCUUUGCUCACCAG
Closterium sp. Naga37s-1 is the source of this 1344-nucleotide messenger RNA. The record is from the annotation of a GenBank genome assembly. NCBI's taxonomy places the organism in Eukaryota, Viridiplantae, Streptophyta, Zygnematophyceae, Desmidiales, Closteriaceae.